UUACUAGUGGGAGAAAUUCAAGAAAGGUUAUAUGGCCAUCACUUUCUUCGAGACAUAGUGGAUUCAGGUCAUAGUUUGAAUACAGUAAAUGUUCAUGAAUGUUGUGCUGAGUGUGGUUUGCUAUUAUGCACUCAAGUAGGAUAAUUACGCUUGGCGAGAUAGUACUGAUCCUUUGCCUGUUUUGUCCCUCAACACUAGAAGAAACAUACCAAGAUUACCUAGAAUACCAUCAACCCUGGCUGAACAAUGCCCACCAAAGACGUUGGGUUCAAAUAAAUGAACCACAUCAUGUGAUUUCACGUAGACACGAAACACCUCAAAAUGUGGAAACGACAAGACAUUUCGGACCUGACACCUUGCAUAAAAUAACAGAAACCCUAGGAGCCAUAAACACUGUUGGUAGAUACAUAGUGAAUAUGACUAUAGGAGAAGAUAACAGUGCCAAGAUAUCAAACGAAGUACCAAGUGCCAUUUACACCAUAAGCAAAAAUGUAUUGGGUAGAAAUGUAACAGAUACCAUAGCACCUUAUGUCAGAGAAGCUCUGCCGGCUGUAAUCGAUACCAAAGAUGAGACCAUAAAAGAUAGAGAUGACGAUAAGGAGGAUGAAGACAAAUCCAGUAUUUGUACAACACCUGGUGGUACACCAGGGUCUUGCAAAGAUCUAAGUGACUGCCCACAGCUCCUGCUCAAUCUUGGAACCCUGAGGCAGUCUCUCUGCUUCAAGAGUCUGUUCGUUCCUGGUGUUUGUUGUCCAACAAUCCAAGGUACCAAACUACAACCUGUGGCUUCCUCCUUCACGUCUACUACUACCAGAAGACCAAUAACAGCAGCCACAACAACAACAACUAGGCCAAUAAAACAGUCUACAUCGACAAAGCCUCCUAUUAACAUACCGAGCUACCCCAUUAGGCCAAAUCAAGUCCCCACUUCACCGGAUAUUCAGCAAAUUGGAUCAAAUUAUGUGGAUACUGAUGAUUGCGGCCAACCAGAGUCUGCUAAAUUCAGAGUAGUAGGAGGUGAAGAAGCCCUUCCAGGUCGAUGGCCAUGGAUGGCUGCAAUAUUUUUGCAUGGCUCCAAGAGAACUGAAUUCUGGUGUGGUGGUUCCCUCAUAACAGCAAGACACGUUUUGACAGCAGCCCAUUGUACAAGAGACUCAAGACUCAGACCAUUUGCAGCCAAGCAGUUCACUGUGAGAUUAGGCGAUAUAGACCUAAAAAGAAACGACGAACCUUCAGCACCUGUGACCUUCAAAGUGACAGAUGUAAGGGUGCAUCCACAGUUUAGCCGAGUUGGCUUUUACAACGACAUAGCCAUCCUUCUUCUUGAUCGACCAGCAAGGAAGUCCAAGUAUGUUAUACCUAUUUGUCUACCCCCACCCGAAUUGAGAAGAGAGACUUUUGCUGGGAAAAGGUCGACAGUUGUCGGUUGGGGUACCACUUAUUACGGUGGCAAAGAGAGCACAGUCCAAAGGCAGGCCGUGCUUCCAGUUUGGAGAAACGAAGAUUGCAACGAAGCUUACUUUCAGCCAAUCACAUCGAACUUCAUAUGUGCUGGGUACUCAGAAGGUGGUACUGAUGCUUGUCAGGGAGAUUCAGGAGGACCUUUGAUGGCUUUCUGGGAUACCCGCUGGGUUCAAGUUGGAGUAGUAUCCUUUGGAAAUAAGUGCGGAGAACCAGGAUAUCCAGGUGUUUAUACCAGAGUUACUGGAUAUAUGAACUGGAUAAGGGAGAAUACUCGUGAAAAAUACUGAAUAUUUUAACAUAAACCAGUCAUAUUUAUUCUAUUUAUAGAAAACAUUAUGCGACCAAACAGUUUGGCGCGAUAUUAUCGAAACGAUAGCUCAAGUAAGCUUUUUGAAGCUCUGAUAAUGAAAGACAUACUGAGACGUCUUUGUUGAUUACUUAAUGUUAAGUGUGCUAAAUGAAAUAUGUAUAUGCUCGUGUAAAAAAAUAAAUGUACAUUUUCGAAUAUAAAA
Harmonia axyridis is the source of this 1976-nucleotide messenger RNA. Its product is annotated as proclotting enzyme-like. The coding region runs from base 126 to 1751 and encodes 541 amino acids. Gene Ontology annotation, molecular function: serine-type endopeptidase activity. The record is from RefSeq and is a predicted model, not a curated record. NCBI's taxonomy places the organism in Eukaryota, Metazoa, Arthropoda, Insecta, Coleoptera, Coccinellidae. The transcript is spliced from 6 exons. Gene Ontology annotation, biological process: proteolysis.